AUGUGUUCCAUGAUUGCAGGUAUCUGGGGCAUCCCUGAGAGUCUAGCAAGUGCCUUACAUUUCUUGAAAUCGACAAACCAAUUAGUGUCCAGUCAGGAUGAAGACGUGCACGUUGUUGUUGAUGGUGAUGUUGGGGAUGCUGAUACAGUCACACGGGUGGUAUGACGACAGUGUGUACGAGCAAGACGGUGGCGUUGAUGACAGUAGUAACAACGAUGAAGAAGAGGGGAACGAGAACGCCUAUGACAACAAUCAACAACAACAUGAAUAUGAAAACCAAGAAAACCAUGGAGGGAAACACGGUCACCAUGGAAAACAUGGAGGGAAGCACGGUCACCACGGUAACCACGGUGGAAACCAUGGAAAAAGUGGAGGGAAUCAUGGUAACCAUGAAAACCAUGGAAAAGGUGGAGGGAACCAUGGACAACAUGGAAAAAGUGGAGGGAAUCAUGGUAACCAAGGACAACAUAGAAAGAGUGGAGGGAAUCAUGGUAACCAAGGACAACAUGGAAAAAGGGGAGGGAAUCAUGGUAACCAAGGACAACAUGGAAAGAGUGGAGGGAAUCAUGGUAACCAUGGACAACACGGAAAAAGUGGAGGGAAUCAUGGUAACCAUGGACAACAUGGAAAACAUGGAGGGAAUCAUGGUAACCAUGGACAACACGGAAAACAUGGAGGGAACCAUGGCAACCACGGUGGAAACAAUUAGGGGAAACACGGCGGGCGUUAAAAUGCCAUGUAAUGGCUUCCUUUACUGGGACACACGGGUCUCAGCAGGAUCCUUAAUUAACCCCGUGAAACAAUGAACGGAACGGAAUCGAAAACGACAUACAAAUAUAAUGUAGAAUAGAAUUCUUUACACAUUUGGCUGUGUAAAAAAAAGUAUUUCAAAAUGUUGAAUAAGACAUGAAGGACCAUAACAUUGUUUAUUCUUUUUGUACAUUUUGCCAUAUUAUCACAUGAUAAAUGUACUGCUGACUGCAUUCUGAAAUCUAUUCCAAUACAUUUGCCUGUUUUAGCAAUCCCCAUGUUUUAUAACAUAUCAGUAAAUCACACUCUCUUGACACCAUGUAUUGUCGGUACUGAAUAAAAGCAUAUUAUUGGCA
Messenger RNA from Haliotis rufescens (red abalone), 1106 nucleotides. RefSeq lists its product as uncharacterized. The record is from RefSeq and is a predicted model, not a curated record. Bases 162 to 806 code for a protein of 214 amino acids. Lineage: Eukaryota; Metazoa; Mollusca; Gastropoda; Lepetellida; Haliotidae. The transcript is spliced from 3 exons.